GCCUCAAUGAGUCAGCGCCGGAAAAUGGCUUACAGCCAGCAACAGAGAGCAGUUGAAGAGAAGCAGCGUCAGGAUUUCCUUAGAGAAGACCAGAUGAAAACAUUAGCUCAGAUGAAGAUGAUGGAAGCAAAUCUAAUGAGUGAUGAGCUUGUGGAAAAAAGGAGAUUCAUAAGGAGGUUAGAAGAGGAGGAACGUGAGAAGCAGAUAGAAGAAGCUAUUUUGAAGGCUGAACAAAGUCGAAUACUGAAAGAACAACAACUGGAACAAGAGGAGCGUAUGGCAAAAGAACUGGCUAAGAUAAAGCAUGAAAAACUAAAGGAUACAAAACUACGACAGCAAGUGAGACAAAACAAUGUUGAACUUCAGGAGCUGGAGAGCAAGUUGAAAGCUGCUUACAUGAACAGAGAAAGAGCUGCUCAAAUUGCUGAAAAGGAAGCCCUCCAAUAUGAGAAAAUGAAACAGGAGUCUGAAAUAGCUCAGAAAAUGAAAGAAGAGCAUAAACGAGCAUCACAGGAACAGCAACUAAAGGAACUGAGGCGUUACGAUGAGACAGUGCGUUACCAGAAGGAGCUGGAUCAGCAACUAAUAGAAAAAGAAAAGAGAAAGCAAGAAGCUUAUAAGGAAUUCCUAAAAGAGAAACUUCUGAUUGAUGAGAUUGUCAGAAAGAUCUAUGAGGAAGACCAAAAAGAAAGACAAUUAAAGCUGGAGAAACUAAAAACUACUCAAAGAUAUGUAGAAGAAUUCAAGCAAAAACAGGCUGAAUGGAGAAAAAUGGAGCGAGAAAAAAUGGAAGAAGAAAACAGGAAGAUAAUGAAGUUUGCCAACAUGCAGCAAAGAAGAGAGGAAGAUAGAAUGGCUAAAGUUAGAGAAAGGGAGGAACAUAAAGAACAACUUUACAAAAAGCUUGCAGACAACAUUGAAAAGACAGUAUAUGAACAUGAAGAAAUGGAAAGAGUCCGACAAGAGCUUUAUCUUGAAGAACAAGCAGAAGCAGAAAGGCAGAAGGAAAUCGAAGAACUAGAGAAGAAAAUUCGUCAGCGUCUGGACAUGCAACAAACAUUGCAAGAACAAUUGGCUUUCAAGCAGAUACGGCAGCAGGCUGAAAAAGAUGAAGAAGAAGCUUUCAAGAAAAUGAUGAUGGAAAAGUUUGCUGAAGAUGACCGCAUAGAACAGAUGAAUGCCCAGAAACGGCGAAUGAAGCAACUUGAGCACAAGAGGGCUGUUGAAAAACUUCUUGAAGAAAGGCGAUUGCAAUUCCAGGCAGACAGGGAACGUGAAUAUGAGGAACGGAAAGAAGAAGAAAGAAAGCAAGCACUUCAUCGUGCAAUUGUUGAGGAAGAGCGCCAGAAACUGUUGAAAGAACAUGCUACUAAAUUAAUUGGUUAUCUGCCAAAGGGCAUACUCAGAGAUGAAGACGACCUUAAUUUGUUUGAUGAAGAUUUUAGAAAAACUUUCCAGAGAAGAAAUGUUGAUAUCUUUUCUGAAGAUGGCUGGGAUUAAAAAAAGGCUAAAAACUCAAAACAGUAACAUAAGAUGUAUAAUACUCAUUAGCUUUCUGUUUUGCCACUCAAACAAGACAUACAGGAAUGUCUUGGGAUAUAAUGUAAAUGAUUAACAGUUUAUGUAAACUUUAUUUUUGGUAUUAGAUUAAAGAAUUGCAAUAAUGGUUCAUUCAUCUUUAUUAGAUUUCUUUUUUCUCAUAGUUUUGCAAUACAUUUUUCUGUUUCAUUUGUAAGCCUGAAUUUGAAGACAAUAACUUUACAGGAUCAGGGAUUGUUUUAUCAUUUUCUUUUCACUGGAAGGCAUGAGCAGUACCUGUAUAUGUUCUAAUACCAUGAUUCUUUUGUAAUAAAAUACAAAUAAAUGCAUACUAUUCUUUUCA
This is a messenger RNA of Protopterus annectens (West African lungfish), 1882 nucleotides long. RefSeq names its product meiosis specific nuclear structural 1 (gene MNS1). Lineage: Eukaryota; Metazoa; Chordata; Ceratodontiformes; Protopteridae. Gene Ontology annotation, biological process: cilium organization. Gene Ontology annotation, cellular component: motile cilium. The record is from RefSeq and is a predicted model, not a curated record.